Messenger RNA from Colletotrichum lupini, 198 nucleotides. RefSeq lists its product as uncharacterized. The transcript is spliced from 2 exons. Lineage: Eukaryota; Fungi; Ascomycota; Sordariomycetes; Glomerellales; Glomerellaceae. The coding region runs from base 1 to 198 and encodes 65 amino acids. The record is from RefSeq and is a predicted model, not a curated record.
AUGAACAUUGCAUCUACAACUUCUCUGGCUUUGACCUGCUCCCGAGCUUCGCAUGAUUCCUGGAGGCAUCCUCUCGGCCGUCAGUUGAGGGUGUCUGCUCCUCUUCUGCGCGUGAGCCUCGAGCCCUGCCUUGCUUCUCUGCGCGAAAAGUUCGAGUCCGGCUCGCGGGCUGGCGCGCUGAGCUUCACAUGCUGCUAG